AUGUCGGUCUCCAUGGUGACACAGCCGUGGUCUGAUUGGUCGUCUGCUCCGAUAACCCCGCCCUCCCGGAAUAGCACGGCAGUGGAGCGGGACUCAAUGUUGGCGACAGCUGAGGUGGUGGUGCUGUCAGCCAUCUUGGUGCUGGCCCUGCUGGGUAACAGCCUGGUUCUGCUGGUGUUACUGCGGCAAAGGCACAACCACAGCCCUCUGCGCCAGUUCAUGCUCAAUCUGUGCCUCGCCGACCUGGUGGUGGCACUGUUCCAGGUGUUGCCGCAACUGGUGUGGGACGCGCGGGGGCGGUUCCCGGGGCCUGACGCCCUCUGCAGGCUGGUCAAGUACCUGCAAGUGCUGGGAAUGUUCGCCUCCUCUUACAUGAUCGUAGCCAUGACGAUGGAUCGACAUUAUGCCAUCUGCCGCCCCCUACAGGCUCAUCGCAGCGGGGCCACACAGCGAUGGAACAACUUCAUCCUGGUGGCCUGGGCGCUGGCUCUGCUGCUGAGUCUGCCACAGGUGUUCAUCUUCUCACGCUCAGAGGUGGCCCCGGGGGAGUAUGAGUGCUGGGGACACUUUGCCGAGUCCUGGGGUCUAAAAGCCUACGUCACGUGGAUGACUCUUGCUGUAUUCAUCCUGCCAGUGCUCAUCAUCACAGUGUGUCAGAUCGGAAUAUUCAGAGAGAUUCACAACAGCAGUCUAUACAUGAAGUCAGGGCGCCUCCCACAGUCUGCGUGUGUAACUGCAGCAAGGCGGGAAAGCCAACAGAGAAAAGAGGUGGUGGAGGCCAGAGGAAGGAGCUGCCAGAGCCUCUGUAGCCCAUUUGCAGUGAUUCAACCCAGGGAUCCACGCAGCCUCAGCUUCAGCACACCCUGCUUAACAACACGACAUGGGCCUCCCACAGACCUCAACCUGCCACAGCAUAAAGGCCCUUCCCGCUCUGGGGAAGUGACUGCUGCCAUGUCUAAAACUGUGCGCAUGACUCUGGUGAUUGUGGUGGUCUACUCACUCUGCUGGGCACCCUUCUUCAUCGUACAACUGUGGGCCGCAUGGGACCCCAACCCUCCACAGAAUGGCGCAGUCUUCACUCUGCUCAUGCUCUUGGCCAGUCUGAACUCGUGCACAAACCCAUGGAUCUACUCCGCCUUCUCCACCAGUGUGUCCUCCCAGCUGCAGCUGCUGCUGCGGUGUCACUCCAACCAGAGAAGAGGGUCAAUCAAUGAUUCUACUGCCACGCAUACAUCCAACUAUUGA
Messenger RNA from Knipowitschia caucasica, 1245 nucleotides. Lineage: Eukaryota; Metazoa; Chordata; Actinopteri; Gobiiformes; Gobiidae. The record is from the annotation of a GenBank genome assembly.